Messenger RNA from Nicrophorus vespilloides, 1698 nucleotides. It is a transcript of the gene Arr2, whose product is annotated as arrestin homolog. Gene Ontology annotation, cellular component: cytoplasm. Lineage: Eukaryota; Metazoa; Arthropoda; Insecta; Coleoptera; Silphidae. Gene Ontology annotation, molecular function: G protein-coupled receptor binding. The transcript has a single exon. The record is from RefSeq and is a predicted model, not a curated record. Bases 164 to 1375 code for a protein of 403 amino acids. Gene Ontology annotation, biological process: signal transduction; G protein-coupled receptor internalization.
UCGACGUUGAUGACUUCACUUCUGGUGUGAACAGUCGCACCUAUCCGAAGAAAUUCAGUCAGUGCAGAGAGAAGUCUUCGUUUUUUUCCCAAUUAAACCGAGUCGCUUGUGCAGCGGGAAGCAAUUCAGCAAAGAAAAAGCGUAAUCAAAUCAAAACAUUCCAAUGGUGGUUGCGGUUAAAGUCUUCAAGAAAACAACACCGAAUGGUAAGGUCACCGUGUACCUAGGGAAACGCGAUUUCAUCGAUCACCUGACCCACAUCGAUCCCAUCGAUGGAGUCGUCGUCGUCGAGGAUGACUACCUCAAGGGCAGAAAGGUGUACGGGCAGGUCGUCUCGACCUACCGGUACGGCAGGGAAGAGGACGAGGUCAUGGGUCUCAAGUUCAGCAAGGAAAUGACGAUCGCGAACGGGCAGAUCGUGCCGGAUGCGAACGGCCGCAGCAACGAGAAACCCAACCUGACGCCGAUCCAGGAGAAGCUCAUCAAGAAGAUGGGCUCCACGGCGUACCCUUUCACUUAUCAGUUCCCGCAGAUGGCGCCGUGCUCGGUCACUCUUCAACCCGGUGAAGACGAUACCGGUAAACCGCUCGGCGUCGAGUACAGCAUCCGCAUCUUCGUCGGCGACAACGAGGAGGACAAGGGUCACAAGAGGAGUUCGGUGACGCUGGCCAUCAAGAAGUUGCAGUACGCGCCGAGCUCGCGCGGCCGUCGUCUUCCCAGCUCGCUCGUCUCCAAGGGCUUCACCUUCUCGAACGGACGCAUCAAUCUGGAGGUCACUCUCGACAAGGAGAUUUAUUAUCACGGCGAGAAGAUCGGCGCCAACGUCGUCAUCAACAAUACCUCGCGCAAAGCGGUGAAGAACAUCAAGGUCUACGUGGUGCAGCAUUGCGAGGUGACCAUGGUCAACGGGCAAUUCUCCAAGUACGUCGCAAGUCUGGAGACGCGCGAAGGUUGUCCCAUCACACCGGGCGCCUCCUUCACCAAGUGCAUCUACCUGGUGCCGGUCGCGUCCACUAAUAAGGAUCGCAGAGGCAUCGCCCUCGACGGUCACCUCAAGGAUGACGACGUCAACUUGGCCAGCUCCACGCUCGUCCCCGAAGGUAAAUGCCCUGUCGAGGCCAUCGGUAUCGUCAUCUCCUAUUCGCUACGCGUGAAACUCAACUGCGGCACGCUGGGCGGCGAACUCAGCACCGACGUGCCGUUGAAACUCCUCCAUCCGGCGCCCGGAAUGCUCGACAAGGAGAAGAGCCAGGCCCUCAAGAAGAUGAAAUCCAUCGACAGGGCCCGAUACGAGAGCAGCUGCUAUGCAAACGACGACGACGACAACAUCGUCUUCGAGGACUUUGCUCGUCUUCGUCUCAACGAACCAGAGUAAAACGAAAAUACAACAACAACAACAAACAAAAAAAAAAAUGGAAAAAAUCUAUUUAAAAAAAAACAAAAAAAAAACAUAACACGAAGAUAAUUUCUAGGUGAGGUGUGCACGUUCAACCAGAAGUGUAAACGCUUCCAAUGUCCCGAGCUUUCUUUCUUUUAGACACAGAAAUAUGAUCCUUCGCAAAUUUCUAUUCAAAAGACAUAGAACAAACGCUAGACAAUUUACUUUCAAUUCGAUCUUCAAUCUAUUAUUACCACCACUAUCAAUGUUACUACUUACUGUAAACUAAGCAUGCGAAUAAAAUGACAAAAAAAAAACAA